Messenger RNA from Saimiri boliviensis boliviensis (Bolivian squirrel monkey), 3210 nucleotides. It is a transcript of the gene TMPRSS15, whose product is annotated as transmembrane serine protease 15. Gene Ontology annotation, biological process: proteolysis. Lineage: Eukaryota; Metazoa; Chordata; Mammalia; Primates; Cebidae. The record is from RefSeq and is a predicted model, not a curated record. Gene Ontology annotation, cellular component: membrane. Gene Ontology annotation, molecular function: protein binding; serine-type endopeptidase activity.
ACACAACUCACUUACACUGACUGUAGUGAGUAUAGGCAGGUGGUUUUUGCUUUACACAUCUUUAAAAAUUUGAGAGAUUUUGCUCUUCAGGUGGUAGAGUUAUUCAUAUUCUUUUUAAGUUCUUAAAUUAGCAAGCCUUCAAAACCAAAAAUGGAGUUGAAAAGAAGUGCAUCUUCUACGCACCAUUCUCUUAGCUCCUAUGAAAUCAUGUUUGCAGCUCUCUUUGCCAUAUUGAUAGUGCUCUGUGCUGGAUUAAUUGCAGUGUCCUGGCUGACAAUCAAGGAAUCACAACAAGGUGCAGCACUUGGACAAAGUCAUGAAGCCAGAGGGACAUUUAAAAUAACAUCCGGAGUUACAUAUAAUCCUAAUUUGCAAGACAAACUCUCAGUGGAUUUCAAAGUUCUUGCUUUUGACCUUCAGCAAAUGAUAGAUGAGAUCUUUCUAUCAAGCAGUCUGAAGAAUGAAUAUAAGUACUCAAGAGUUUUACAAUUUGAAAAUGGCAGCGUUAUAGUCAUAUUUGACCUUUUCUUUGCCCAGUCGGUGUCAGAUGAAAAUGUAAAAGAAGAACUGAUUCAAGGCAUUGAAGCAAACAAAUCCAGCCAACUGGUCACUUUCCAUAUUGAUUUGAACAGCAUUGAUAUCCUAGACAAGCUAAUAACCAGCAGUCAUCUGGCAACUCCAGGAAAUGUCUCAAUAGAGUGUCCGUCUGGUUCAAGACCUUGUGCUGAUGCUCUAACAUGUAUAGCAGCUGAUUUAUUUUGUGAUGGAGAAUUAAACUGUCCAGAUGGUUCUGAUGAAGACACUAAAACAUGUGCCACAGCUUGUGAUGGAAGAUUUUUGUUAACUGAAUCAUCUGGGUCUUUCCAGGCUACUCAUUAUCCAAAACCUUCUGAAGCAAGUGUUAUUUGCCAGUGGAUCAUACGUGUAAAUCAAGGACUUUCUAUUGAACUGAGCAUUGAUCAUUUUAACACAUAUUAUACAGAUAUAUUAAAUAUUUAUGAAGGCGUAGGAUCAAGCAAGAUUUUGAGAGCUUCUCUUUGGGACACUAAUCCUGGCACAAUAAGAAUUUUUUCCAACCAAGUUACUGCCACCUUUCUUAUAGAAUCUGAUGAAAGUUAUUAUAUUGGCUUUAAUGCAACAUAUACAGCAUUUAAUAGCACUGAGCUUAAUAAUUAUGAGAAAAUUAAUUGUAACUUUGAGGAUGGCUUUUGUUUCUGGAUCCAGGAUCUAAAUGAUGAUAAUGAAUGGGAAAGGAUUCGGGGAAGCACCUUUCCUCCUUUUACUGGACCCAAUUUUGACCACACUUUUGGCAAUGUGUCAGGAUUUUACAUUUCUACCCCAACUGGACCAGGAGGGAGACAAGAACAAGUGGGACUUUUAAGCCUCCCUUUGGACCCCACUUUAGGACCAGCUUGCCUUAGUUUCUGGUAUUACAUGUAUGGUGAAAACGUCUAUAAAUUAAGCAUUAAUAUCAGCAAUGACCAAAAUAUGGAGAAGACAAUCUUCCAAAAGGAAGGAAAUUAUGGAGAAAAUUGGAAUUAUGGACAAGUAACACUUAAUGAAACAGUUAAAUUUAAGGUUGCUUUCAAUGCUUUUAAAAACAAGAUCCUGAGUGAUAUAGCAUUGGAUGACAUUAGCCUAACAUACGGGAUUUGCAAUGAGAGUCUUUAUCCAGAACCAACUUUGGUCCCAACUCCUCCACCAGAACUUCCCACGGAUUGUGGAGGACCUUUUGAACUGUGGGAGCCAAAUACAACAUUCAGUUCUAUGAACUUCCCAAACAACUACCCUAAUCAGGCAUUCUGUGUUUGGAUAUUAAAUGCACAAAAAGAAAAAAAUAUACAACUUCAUUUUCAAGAAUUUGACUUAGAAAAUAUUAAUGAUGUAGUUGAAAUAAGAGAUGGUGAAGAAACCGAUUCCUUGUUCUUAGCUGUGUACACGGGGCCUGGUCCAGUAAAGGAUGUGUUCUCUACCACUAAUAGAAUGACUGUGUUUCUCAUCACUAACAAUGUGUUGGCAAGAGGAGGGUUUAAAGCAAACUUCACUACUGGUUAUCACUUGGGGAUUCCAGAGCCAUGCAAGGAAGACAGUUUUCAAUGUGACAAUGGAGAGUGUGUUCCACUGGUGAAUCUCUGUGACGGUCGUCUGCACUGUGAGGAUGGCUCAGAUGAAGCAGAUUGUGUGCGUUUUCUCAAUGGCACAAUGAACAACAAUGGUUUAGUGCAGUUCCAAAUCCAGAGCAUAUGGCAUACAGCUUGUACUGAGAACUGGACCACCCAGAUUUCAAAUGAUGUUUGUCAGCUGCUGGGCCUAGGGAGUGGAAACUCAUCAAUGCCAAUUUUCUCUACUGAUGGUGGACCUUUUGUCAAAUUAAACACAGCACCUGAUGGCAGCUUAAUACUAACACCCAGUCAACGGUGUUUACAGGAUUCCUUGAUUCUGUUACAAUGUAACCGUAAAUCUUGUGGAAAAAAACUGGUGGCUCAAGACAUCACCCCAAAGAUUGUUGGAGGAAGUAAUGCAGAAGAAGGAGCCUGGCCCUGGGUUGUGGCUCUGUAUUACGACGGCCGUCUGCUCUGUGGAGCCUCUCUCGUCAGUAGUGACUGGCUGGUGUCUGCUGCGCACUGCGUGUAUGGGAGAAAUUUAGAGCCAUCCAAGUGGACAGCAGUCCUAGGCCUGCAUAUGGCAUCCAAUCUGACCUCUCCUCACACAGUCUCUCGGUUGAUAGAUCAAAUUGUCAUAAAUCCUCAUUACAAUAAACAAAGAAAGAACAAUGACAUUGCCAUGAUGCAUCUGGAAUUUAAAGUGAAUUAUACAGAUUACAUACAACCUAUAUGUUUACCAGAAGAAAAUCAAGUUUUUCUUCCAGGAAGAAAUUGUUCUAUUGCUGGUUGGGGGAGAGUUGUACAUCAAGGCCUUACUGCAAACAUAUUGCAAGAAGCCAAUGUUCCUCUUCUAUCAAAUGAGAAAUGCCAAAAGCAGAUGCCAGAAUAUAACAUUACUGAAAAUAUGAUAUGUGCAGGCUAUGAAGAAGGAGGAAUAGACUCUUGUCAGGGGGAUUCAGGAGGACCGUUGAUGUGCCAAGAAAACAACAGGUGGUUCCUUGCUGGUGUGACAUCAUUUGGAUACCAGUGUGCCCUGCCUAAUCGCCCUGGAGUGUACGCCAGAGUCUCAAGGUUUACAGAAUGGAUCCAACGUUUUCUACAUUAG